CACGUAUCAGCACGCAUGGCCGAUGCCACGUUAACGGCUCAGCUACUGCCACGACUCGCACCCGAAUCGGUUGACUCGGAGUAUUUCCCUCCCUUUCUCUCUCUGUUUCCAAAUAGAAGACCAUGAACCGGGUGCUGCAAGCCUUCCUCCUUUCUCACUCCAAGGCUCCAACGUCCUUCUUCAAAACCCAGUUUGGAGAGCAUGGAAGUUCAAGUUGUCGAGCAAAUGAGAAACUUCAGAACCAUGUCAAAGUACCAUCGAAUAGGAAGUCUCUUUAUCAAUUUAGUGCUUUUUCCACAGCCAAAGAUUUGUCAACAAAGAAGUGUGUACCUUGUGACUCGAAGGAUAUUAGGGCGAUGGUUGAACAAUCAGCAAAUGAGCUAAUUCCCAAGGUACCAGGGUGGAAUCUGGUAAAUGAAGGUGGGACUUUGAAGCUGCAACGAUCAUGGAAAGCAAAAAGUUUCAUGAAAGGAUUGGAGUUAUUUCAGGCUGUCGCAGAUGUUGCAGAGGCUGAAGGUCAUCAUCCCGACCUUCAUCUUGUCGGUUGGAACAAUGUGAAAAUUGAAAUAUGGACACACUCAGUCGGAGGGCUGACUGAGAAUGACUUCAUACUCGCUGCGAAGAUCAAUUCCCUUGACCUGGUUCAUCUACUGAGACGGAAAGCUGUAGCCUAGGAGUAUGCACGUCUUGCUUUACUGCAAGGAACCCUCUCAGUCUGCCGACUUCCCUUGUGUAAGCAUUUCAUGGACUUCCUGUUUGUGAGCAUUUCAUGAAUGUCUACAUAUCUCGAUCAAUACUUGCCAUGUGGAUCAUAUUGUUAUAUGGAAUUUACCUUCAAUAUGGUUGCAUGCAAUAUGAUCUUGAUUCGCAAAAUAGCACAUGUUGGCGCCUAACAAAUAGAUAAUAAACCAAUCUCAUUGCCCCAGAUGAGUUAAAUAGCA
Messenger RNA from Magnolia sinica, 941 nucleotides. Its product is annotated as pterin-4-alpha-carbinolamine dehydratase 2, mitochondrial. The transcript has 7 exons. The record is from RefSeq and is a predicted model, not a curated record. The coding region runs from base 123 to 674 and encodes 183 amino acids. Gene Ontology annotation, cellular component: mitochondrion. Gene Ontology annotation, molecular function: 4-alpha-hydroxytetrahydrobiopterin dehydratase activity. Lineage: Eukaryota; Viridiplantae; Streptophyta; Magnoliopsida; Magnoliales; Magnoliaceae. Gene Ontology annotation, biological process: tetrahydrobiopterin biosynthetic process.